This is a messenger RNA of Trichomycterus rosablanca, 1736 nucleotides long. Its product is annotated as synaptosomal-associated protein 23-like. Lineage: Eukaryota; Metazoa; Chordata; Actinopteri; Siluriformes; Trichomycteridae. The record is from RefSeq and is a predicted model, not a curated record. Gene Ontology annotation, cellular component: SNARE complex; plasma membrane. The transcript is spliced from 8 exons. The coding region runs from base 297 to 923 and encodes 208 amino acids. Gene Ontology annotation, biological process: synaptic vesicle fusion to presynaptic active zone membrane; synaptic vesicle priming; exocytosis. Gene Ontology annotation, molecular function: syntaxin binding; SNAP receptor activity.
AGCGACAAUUACACAGUUUAUUUACAGUUUAUUUACUAUGUUUGUAUUCUGCUGCGUUUUAACGUAAAGAGGAACUAACUUAGCAACUCCGGCUAGCAAAAAAAAAAACUCAGCUAUGCUAAAUUAUUAGCAUGCAGUGAAACGUAGUUGACGACUGUUUAUUUUGGACUGCGUAAACACGAAAGCAGGACAGAGUGAAACGCCAUGAAAAAGCAGUAAGUACGGACUUCAGGUUAAAACCCCAGAGUUUAGAACUCGGUGCCAAAGACAAAGCGGACAAUUUUGACACCAGCAAAAUGGCAGAAAUGUCGGUGGAAGAAAUGACAAUGAGAGCCAACCAAGUGACCGAUGAGUCACUUGAAAGUACAAGGCGGAUGCUGCGCCUGGCAGAGGAGAGCCAGGAGACGGGAACCAAAACCAUGGUCAUGCUCGACCAGCAGGGAGAGCAACUGAAGCGUGUGGACCAGGGCAUGGACCAGAUCAACAAGGACAUGAGACAGGCUGAGAAGAAUCUGACUGACCUGUCUAAGUGCUGUGGCCUCUGUGUCUGUCCCUGUGAUAGAGUACGGUCCAUUGAGAAUGACGGGCGGUAUAAGCGUGCCUGGGGCAGCGGAGGUGACAACAGCUCAGAGGGAGGUCAGGGGGGCGUGAUUUCUAACCAGCCGUCGAGCCUCCAAAAUGGCCAGACUGUGACAUCUUCCGGUCCUUAUAUCAAGAGGAUAACAAACGAUGAUCGUGAAACUGAGAUGGAGGAAAAUCUAGAUCAGGUGGGCAGCAUCAUCGGCAAUCUGAAGACUAUGGCUCUAGACAUGGGCAAUGAGAUCGACAACCAAAACAAGACCAUCGACCGCGUUACUGAGAAGGCGGACAUGAAUAAAGUUCGCAUUGAUGAAGCCAACCAGAGAGCCAACAAGCUUCUGUAGAGAAGAGAUGUCUACAAAAUAUUACGCGAUCUUUUCUUUUCCUCUCUCACACACACACACACACACACACACACACACACACACACACGUCUGGGGUGUAACGAUACACAAUUUUUAUGAGAAACAGCUGUAUAUUUCAAAGAACUAUUAUAACAUCUAAUGCAAAUCAAUUAGCAUAUAGCUACUUUCUUCACAAAUAAGUAGUAAACUUAUGCGUAUAUAAAUCUUAGUCACAUAUUAGUGUAUGUACCUUGUAUGAUAUAAGCCCUAAGCCGUAGAUGUGCUGACUUUGUGUGCUCAAGCUUUUUUUUCUUUUGAACUGAUUUUUGUGAGCUCAAGCUUAAAGUCCAGCUUGCACCAACGAUGCAGGGGUUGUACCACCCAUAUGUGCAUCAUUCCACCUUUUAUAUUCAGCUGUACCCACAUUUAGCAUUAGAAAUGCCUUAUUGUAUCACAGCUAUUCUGUAAAUAGAAAUAAGCACACUCGCUGCCUCGGUCAAGUGUACUUAUCUGCGAGACAAAUGCUGGACACGUGUAAUUAUGCUAGCAUCUCUGUUUUAUUUCUGUCCUGUCUCUCUCUAUAAUUGGAGGAUUGCUGUUUCGUUUCACGAUGUCUGGGUCAGCACUGAGUAUUUCAUUUUAUAUUUCUAAAGAAGUUGAAGACCUAACGUUUCUCAUAUUUACCCACUCUAGGAUAAUUUGUUAUCUGAUUAUUUUAAUGAAUAUUUGCCAUCGAUUGUCUACAUAUUUAGUUAUGAAGGUUUUAUCACCUGCCUUGUGAAUAACAAUAAUAAAGUCAUGUUUAUUUAAUGA